CUGAGUUAGCCACCUGGGGCCCCAGAGUGGGCCCUCCAUCCUGUCAGAGGCCCGGCCAAAACCAGCAGGAAAAGGCCUCAGCCAGAGAAAGGGCAGAGGUGGACACACCGCCUCCACAUCGCCUCUGGGGGGCACCUCCCUCUUCCCUCCAGCUCUGCCUCAUUCCUCAAUGGCAGUGACCUCAGGGACCCUGGCCUUGGCUGGGGAUUGUAAAGGCGACCACCCUGGAAAAGAGCCUUCACUAUAAGACUGAACCCAGUUUAGCAAGGGUGACUUGCUCGACAAGGAGCUGGCAAGGAUUCUGAGUCCUGACACGGGGUACAGCCCGUUCCACCUGCCUCCCGACCCCAGGUGUGUUUCCCAGUGGCCCUGGAAGUCCCCGCGGAGAUGGAGUUGUGCCUGGAUGGUCCGACCUGAGGCUGCCCAUUCUCCACCUCUGCCUGCCCUCUUGAUCCCAGGAGUGUCCGGGAGGAAGUGCGCCGCCUCCACCAGCAUCAUCAUGAGCACACACGAAGGGCCCCGCCGCCCCUCCUCGCUGCCGCCCGCACCGUGUGCCCCGGAGGGCCCUGCUCCCUGGGGGGCUAUGGAGAGCACGAGCUCGGGGCGCCGUGAGGCCCCGAAGAGGCUGGGCCUUUCCUUCUCCAUCGAGGAGAUUUUAAAGAGGCCCGGUGAGAGGAGGGCCUUGCUCGGGCCGGAAGAGGCAGGCGGAGGGGACCCUGGGCCAGCAGCAGCUGCAGGCUCCCUCCCAGGAAGGCCCCCGCAGGACCAGCCGCAGGAGGAGAGGAAGAGCAAGCGGAGGGCCCGAACCACCUUCACCGCAGAGCAGCUGCGUGAGCUGGAGAAGAUCUUCCACUUCACCCACUAUCCAGAUGUCCAUAUCCGCAACCAGCUGGCAGCCAGGAUCAACCUCCCGGAAGCUCGGGUGCAGAUCUGGUUCCAGAAUCAGCGAGCCAAGUGGCGGAAGCAGAAGACUGGCAGCCUUGGGGCGUUGCAGCAGCUGAGUGAGGCCGACUUGACCCCAGCCACAAGUGUGGACAUGGCCGGUGCCAUGCUGCCACCGGCCGCUCUGCCCAGGCUGCCUCCUCCCACAGGCUGUUUUCCCCUGGCUCAGGGUCAGCUCACCUCUGCCUGGUUCCCUGCCCAGAUCACCCUCCUCCCGCACCACCCCUGGGAGACACGUCCUCUUCCAUACCCUCUCAUCAAGGAGCUCUGCAUCCCUGCAUUCCACUUCCUUCCGCCUCUGCAUCCCAAGUGGGGCGGCAUCUGUGCCACUUCAACAUAGGAACAUCUCUCACCAAAAGAGCUGCUCUCCUCUUCAGGUGAAGGCAUGUGGCCCAGGCCUCCGGGGGAAUCAAUCUCAUAAUCCAAAGACGGCCCACCGGCCAGGAAGUCUCCCUGGGCAUGGCCCUUAGAAGGCUGCGUCAGACUCGCAGCAACAUGACCAGUAAAGGGACUCUCAUCUCCCCUGGCCAGGGUUGUCCUCCUGGCCCAGAAGACAGAGGCUGUGAGAUCUCAGGAUGAGCUCUAGAGCAAGGAGGUGGUCCUCUUGCGCCUGUGCUUCCUCUCCCUUGCUGGGUGGCCCCCCAUCUGUCCCUCACCUCCUCUGGACCUCAUCUGUAACACAAAGCAGUUGGACAAGAUGACUCCGGGAACCCCCUGCCCUUACUUUGGUGAGACGAACCAUGGAGAGAACAGAGGUAUAGAGGAGGCCAAGGAGAGUUUUUUUGUUCAUCCACUCACGGCACUUUUAUUGAGCACCUACUGAGCGCUGCAUAAAUGGAACUGGAUAUAGACAUGAACAAGAAGGCUCUGCCCGCAGGAGCUCAGUCCAGGCCGGCAAAGGGUCAGAGCUGAGCUUGCCUAUAAGCAGAACAUUCGUUCAGUAACCUUCCAGUUGGCCCAGGUCUAACUCCUUCUAUAUGGCUGUGAUGUCAAUGUCCAAAAGUGGGAGAGAAAUAUAGCGAAGACUUUUAAAAAUUUUAAACGUAAUUUGUGUCUAUGGUAAUUCUGCUGGGUUGGGGAUAUCUUCAUUCCCUGUCUGAAUAAUGAGGAAGACAAUAAGCUCUUUUCAGAGUUCAUUACCCAGGACUUGUGCAAGAGCGCAGCUGGAACCAGCCUCACUCUGUACCGAAAAGCCUAAGAUUUCAUUUGACUCUGCCGUUUCCUUGCAGAGAGACCUGGGCAAACCACAUCCGAGCCUCGGUUUUCACUGUAGAUACAAAACAGAGGCAGUAGCCCCCACUCGCCUGCCUCACAGAGCCUAGGAAGGCACCAGCAGGGGGUCACAGUGCUUUGCAAAGCACGAGGGCCCAUGUGGAGUGACGUUGUCCCCAGAUUCCAGCAGGAAAGUGGCUGCUUUGGAUCCCAGCCCCAGAAUGAGUCGCUCCUGCUCCCCAGAGGCCAGCCACUACACCUCCCUUCCGCAUGAGCAUGGCUCUCCAGGGCUGGGCAGGCCGGACUGACCUCUAGGUACAAGUCAGCAGUUCAAGGAAUCUGCCCCAAAUCCCAAAGCCUCUGCAAUCUGCCCAGGUCCCUGACCCACAGAGGAGUUGCCCUGGGCGUCAGGAAGCCUGACUAUUAGCCCCGCACUCCUUCUA
This is a messenger RNA of Manis javanica (Malayan pangolin), 2597 nucleotides long. RefSeq names its product intestine specific homeobox (gene ISX). Gene Ontology annotation, molecular function: DNA-binding transcription factor activity, RNA polymerase II-specific; RNA polymerase II transcription regulatory region sequence-specific DNA binding. NCBI's taxonomy places the organism in Eukaryota, Metazoa, Chordata, Mammalia, Pholidota, Manidae. The record is from RefSeq and is a predicted model, not a curated record. Gene Ontology annotation, biological process: regulation of transcription by RNA polymerase II.